Stereum hirsutum FP-91666 SS1 is the source of this 2508-nucleotide messenger RNA. RefSeq names its product ras GEF. Gene Ontology annotation, biological process: Ras protein signal transduction; positive regulation of GTPase activity. The coding region runs from base 1 to 2508 and encodes 835 amino acids. The transcript is spliced from 8 exons. Lineage: Eukaryota; Fungi; Basidiomycota; Agaricomycetes; Russulales; Stereaceae. Gene Ontology annotation, molecular function: guanyl-nucleotide exchange factor activity. Gene Ontology annotation, cellular component: plasma membrane. The record is from RefSeq and is a predicted model, not a curated record.
AUGGUAACCCCCACCAAACUCCCAUUCCCCGAUUCCACCGCGCCCGCGCUUCACAGGGGCCAUCGUCGAAUCCCGGACCGUCACAGAGCGGCCUCGCCUGGGCCCUUGCAACUCCAUGUUCCAAAGACUCGUGAUCUUGGCCGUGCGCUUCAUCCCUCCAGAUCUUACCCCCCUAUAACCGGCGUCAAACCUAAUCAACUUUAUCGUACCGCUACUGGUUUGCCCCCACCCCCACCCCGUUCCAAGAAUCCAACUCCACAGCCGCCUACCAACCCGUAUCUAGCCGCGAAAGGAGACUCCAGAACUAGUCGACCCCAGGGCGAGAACGACCCGGCUAAGCAACAUCGUCGGACAAGGACGUUGAGCGAUGGCAGUAUCCGAGGGCUGGGACCGGAUGUUGUCCAGGUUCAGCUUCCCGAGAGGAGGUUCAACCUCAAGGAUCCGCUCAUCGAACUCGAACAUAGCCUCAAUAUGCUACGGUGCGCCAUCGAAGACCGCAAUCUUCAGAGUACUCAGAGCUGGAUCGGCUCCAGCCAGAGGGCCAUGAGGCAGCUCCUGAAGGCGACCGAGUCUCUUCCCCAGCAGGUCCUUCGCUCAUCGUCGUUCAAGAAGGCUCAGGAGGCGGUCGUUUCCUCACUGGUGCCUUUCACAUACUUCUUCGGCUUGCGCAUGUGUGGGUCUUCUGGCUGGACGGCUGCCCCAUAUCUCUUUGAGACAGUCAUUGAGAGGGUCGUCGCCUUAGUUUAUAUUGCUGAUGAUCUAAUUCAGCUUCUGCCUGGCGUCGCCUGUCUGUCUAGGUCUCGACUGCCUAAGCUGCUUCAAGGUAUCCUCGCUAGGCGACCCCCCAGCCAUUACGAUGCCGACUGCGACUACGUCUUCCAUGACUUCGACUACAUCCCUCCGGAGCUUUUGAAUGGCCCUCGCAAUCCUAUAGACGAUGCUCAGGAUUAUCUGAUCUAUCCCUCUGCCGUCGAGCAUGAUCCGAACACCAAGCCCGUGAUCGUCUAUGCGAGUCUUCCUGCCAUCGUAUCUCUUCUCACUCAAGACCGCGCCGAGCACGACGUAUCAGUUCGAGAGGAUUUGAACGAGAUCUUCUUCUGCUGCCUGCACUUCUUCGACUCUAAGGAACUGUUCUACGCUCUGGUUCAAAAGUAUCGCCCGCCACUUUUCUCCACGACGACGGACAGUAGAACGAUCGAGAACCUGCGACGCCAUGGCCAUACUCAACGUCGUGUCCUGGCCAUUCUGACUGCCUGGGUCACGAAGUGCUGGAGGUUCGCAGACGACGACGCUGUUCACGAGUUUAUCUGGGACUUUGCUUCCUCGGGACGUGUCUCGGGCCGCUUUCCUGCUGAGUGUCGCAGGCUGCUUGAGGGGCUGAAUGCUUUACAGUAUUACAAGAAAACAAAGCGUCUGAUCGGCCCUCGUCCCCUCAAUGAACAGCGACCUUGCGCUCACACUCCGAAAGGGCCCAGGCGCGUCGAUGUGGAUCGUUUGAACGCUGAGGCCCCAGACAAGACGGUUCAAGUCCAAUGCGGUUUACUUCCCAUCAGCACCAUCAUGGCCGAGCUCAUGUUCGACGACCUUCCUGCCGGCCGGCUCUUGACAAUCGCUCGCCAACUCACUUUGAUGGCGCACAACCUCUUCGUCGAAGUCUCACCGGAAGAGAUGCUCACUCACGAGUCCAAGCAUGAGAAUUGCACUACCUGUCGUGUUGCACACUGGAGGCCCAAGGUGGCACAGUUCAGUGAUAAUCUUACCAGUUGGGUCUCCCGGGCGGUUGUGGAUGAGGAGAAUCUCGACAGGAGAGUCACAAUUUUCAAGACUUUUGUAGAACUCGCCGAGAUGUUUUCCCAGCAGCAUGACUUUCAUAGCCUAUGCUCGAUCAUGAAUGGACUUAUUGCCGUAGGCUCAAAACUCACACAUACGCUCGAAGCAUUCGAAAAGCGGUCCCCGCGUGAUUUUGACGUGUAUAAACAGCAGAAAAUGCUCCACAAUGCCUUCUGUAAUCAAGGAACCAAACAUGCAAUGGAUAUUAUGGAGAAGAGUUCACAGCCCAUGGUACCUAUGCUCUCCAUGUUCACACAGGUGUACGAGCGCGUCCUCCGCGGUGGUUUCAUGUUCGUGACUUCCAAGCAAACGCAGAAGAGAGUACAUCACAUCAGGCAGUAUAGGCUCCUGACCCAGGCCGUUCGAUUGUCCAAAGGCAGCUAUGCGACUUCGUAUGACUACGGACCUAUGCCAGAGUUCCAGAGGCUACUUCGCGCCAUCAUCUAUGCCGAUCAGUCGACGCCAGCUGAACACGCCGCGGAGAAGGAGAGGAUUUAUCAGAGAAUCCAAGAGAUAGAGUCGAACCUCCCACCGACACCAGCACCGCUCGUAGAGACACGACCUCGUCGAAAUUCGCUCCGUCGAGGUGCAGAGGCACUGAAUUUCAAUUGUAAUGAGAUCACAGUCAAUUGUGAUCGCGAGGCACAUCACGGUGUCCUUGCGGCCAACGAUUGGUAG